This is a messenger RNA of Porites evermanni, 1711 nucleotides long. The record is from the annotation of a GenBank genome assembly. NCBI's taxonomy places the organism in Eukaryota, Metazoa, Cnidaria, Anthozoa, Scleractinia, Poritidae.
AAACUUGUGUUUAGCGAUGAAGGCAAAGGAAACUUUACACUGUCGUUGAACAUGUUUCCUGACAAACGAUUUGUGAGUCCUUACACGAAGGAUGAUUUCCCUGUUGCUGCGAUGCUUCGCAAACGUCUUUUCUUUGAGGUUUCUGUAACAUCAAGUGACAAGCAACUGUCAAUCAUUGCUGAUCAAUGUUUUGCCACACCAACUCAGAAUAAGAGGAAUUCUUUAAAAUACAUCUUUAUUACCAAAGGGUUUGUACAGUUAAUGUGUAGAGUUUACAAAGUCUUAGGUUAUAAUUGUGAAGUUGUCUUUUUACCCAGUGUUUUCCAAGUUCGCUGAACAUGUGUACAUAUCUAUAUCAUUCCCGUCUGUGGGAGGCCGUAAAACGUGAGAAUAAAUAAAUAAAAAUGACCCCUAGUUUCACCCGCUUUGACAAGUUUUGUAUUUAAGCCGUUUUUUUUAAAUGCAAUUUUGAGGUUAUGGGGAGAAAUGUCAUCCACAUUUCUUUUGCUUCUUUCUUUUUCUUUCUAAGAGUCACGGUUGUUAUGAGGUGGACGCUAAUAAUCAGGAGCCUAUGUUACAUGUAUAACCUUUUAACUGAAAAUAUUUUUUUAAAAAUAUUUCCUCACUUCUAAAACAAUAUCCGGUAUUUAUAUUAGGUGCCCUAGUGACUUGACUGUUAAGUACCAUAGUGCGCCUACUGUCAGUGCACAUCGGUUCAGUCUGGAAGCCUUCAAAUUCAUUGCUGAUCAUCCAUUUGUGUUUGUUCACUGCCACGUCAUCGUAUGCAACGCAACCGACCCAACUUCCAAGUGUGGCAAGAAAUGUUCACCCAGUGGCCGUGGAAGACGUGAAGUGACCAGUCACAUGACUGAUGACGUGUACAUGUUGGCGCAGGGCCCAAUCCACCUGGGCCACCAGAAACGAGAUGCAAAUGAAGGUGGUGUCGGCCAGAGUGGCGAGAGACUAGGUACAUGCUUUAAAAGGCGAAUGGGCCGGACUAAUUAGAACAAGCUAACUUAUAUUUAUUUUGAUAAUGGCCUUGAUUAUUGUCUGUGUGUUUCGGCCUUCCAAUUAGCAGUAUUCUAGCUCACUGCUGUACAUGAAAAAAACAGCAAAACCUUCAAGGUGCACUUUUUACAGUGGAAAAAUGGUAACCGGGGGAUUACUCAACCUUUCGUUUCUUCUUUAAAAAAAACGUCUUUAUACAAAACGAUUUGCACUUUCACUUUGCAGAGCGUUGUCAUUCACAUGUCCAGCAGCCAUUGUAACCUAUCAGAACAAAGAAAAAAGAAAUGUUUUCAUUAGCGGAAAAAAAAACAAACGUUUGUUGGGACAUCAAUAUGAUCGCCGUUGUAUUGUUCCGAACACCAAAAUAGCGGAAGUUACUUCAUGUAAAUACCGCUAUAUUGGUUUUGAAAUAGUUGUUGACUGAGGUAUUUGGGGUGAAAAUUGUGUAUUAUGCACCAGCUUUUUAAAGCAUUAUUGGAACCAAUAAUAUAUAAAGUUUCCACACCAUUGCCAGACUAUUCUUUUACAUAUUGCCUCUGUUAAUUGAAGUUCUCAUCCCUUUAUAGGUUCCAGUCCCUCUCUUAUGAUAGCCUUGUUCCUGAUGUGUCUUAUUGGUUUUGCGGGAACAGCGCUCUUGGCGUUUAAAAAGUCACGUGACAAACCGCUUGGGUAUACUGUGCUUGCUACCGGUGAUUACGAGUAA